CUCCUCAGUGUGAGUUGUAACUCGUAUCAGUGAGGGUCGGUGUGUCCGGAGGCAUGACUUUGAAAAACUAAACUCGGGGUGUAUUGUGUUGUGGUGUUGUAAGACCACAGGUCACUAGCCAAAUGUAUGGUGUCUAACCAAGUGUUCCUCCCUCACAAGAUGCAGGUGCGCGCGGGGAUACUCCUGUGGGCAUUAUGCGGCCUAACCUCAUCUGCUUAUGGUUUCAUAUCGUGCUCACCAAACCCGUGCAAGAGCAGCGGCACUUGUGUCUCCAACCCCGGAGCUGAGUCCACUUGCGAGUGCACGGACGAAUUUGUGGGCGAAUAUUGUCAGUACCUGAACCCCUGUCGCAACGGGCCAGGCCCUCGCUGUCAGAACGGCGGCACCUGUAACGUGAUCCUCUCAGUGUCCGGACCCAAGUUCGACUGCAAGUGUCCAGUGGGUUACCAGGCGUCGCUGUGCGAGAUCGCGGUAGCCAACGCCUGCGACUCGGACCCCUGCAUGAACGGGGCCACCUGCCAACUGCUUACCCUUGACACUUACCGUUGUCAGUGCCCCUCCGGAUUCCGUGGCGACCAGUGCCAGAAGGUUGACCAUUGUGCCUCCAAACCUUGUCGCAACGGGGCCACCUGUCACUCCCCGGGCAACACCUACACCUGCACCUGCCCGCCGGGUUUCACCGGCACCACCUGCACCACAGAUGUCGACGAGUGCCAAGCUCAUCCCUGUCGACACGGCACCUGUAGCAACACCUUUGGAUCUUACACGUGUAACUGUGAUGUGGGGUACACAGGUGUCAACUGUGAGAGCCGGUACGUACCGUGUGAGCCAUCGCCCUGCAACAACGGUGGCACCUGCGAGGCCAGGGACUCCCUCUCCUACAAGUGUCACUGUCCCAAAGGUUUCACAGGGCGGAACUGUGAGGUGAAUAUUGACGACUGUCACAAUCACAUGUGUCAGAACGGCGCCACAUGUGUGGACAGUGUUAACACCUAUACAUGUGCCUGUCCGCCCACCUUCACUGGCCCUUACUGCACAGAUGACGUCGACGAGUGCGCCGUCAGACCCACUAUAUGCAAGAACGGAGCAACCUGUACCAAUACUCAAGGCGGGUUCUCGUGCAUCUGUGUCAACGGGUGGACGGGAGACGACUGCUCUGAGAACAUCGACGACUGUACAGGGGCGGCGUGCUUCAAUGGCGCCACCUGCAUAGACCGGGUGGGCUCCUUCCUCUGCCAGUGUACGCCAGGCAAGACUGGACUGUUGUGUCACCUUGAUGAUGCGUGUGCCAGUAACCCCUGCCACCCAGGCUCCAUGUGUGAUACUUCCCCUAUUGACGGCGGCUAUAUCUGCACCUGCCCGCCUGGUUACAAGGGCGUCGACUGCACUCAAGACAUCGACGAGUGCCAGGAUGGCCUUCCCUGUGAGCACAACGGCACCUGUGUCAACACUCCAGGAUCCUUCAGGUGUGACUGUUCCAAGGGCUUCACUGGGCCUCGGUGCGAGAUCAACAUCAACGAGUGCGAGAGUAACCCGUGUCACAACCAAGGCACGUGUUUGGACGAGCGCGGCGCCUUCCGCUGUGUGUGUAUGCCAGGAUACACCGGACAACACUGUGAGGAAGAUGUUGACGAGUGUGCUUCACAUCCAUGCUACAAUAAUGGAAUAUGCAGUGACCUCAUAAAUGAGUAUCGGUGCAGCUGCACACAGGGUUUCACCGGACGACAAUGUCAUAUCAACAUUGAUGACUGUGCAUCUGAGCCAUGUCGGCAUGGUGGUACUUGUGUGGACCGAGUGGCUGGCUACAACUGCCGUUGUAGUCCUGGAUUUACUGGAACAAACUGUGAAACUAACAUUGAUGAUUGUCUCUCCUCACCUUGCCACCAUGGGUCAUGUGUUGAUGGAAAUAAUUCCUUCACAUGUAUGUGUCAUCCUGGCUACACAGGUUUACUUUGCCAAACCGAGAUUGACGAAUGCAUGUCAACUCCAUGUCAACAUGGAGGAACAUGUAAGAAUCAUGUAAAUAAUUAUAAGUGCCACUGUCCUAAUGGUACAGCUGGCAUCAACUGUGAAUACAAUAUCAACGAAUGCUUCAGCAAUCCAUGUCGCAAUGGUGCAAAGUGCAAAGAUGGCAUCAAUGAGUACAGAUGUGAAUGUGAACCUGGGUACACUGGGAGAUUUUGUGAAACUAAUAUCGAUGACUGCUUAUCUCACCCCUGUGCAAAUGGCGGUGUUUGUAUAGAUCAAGUGGAUGGGUUUCACUGCCAGUGCCCUUCAGGUUACUACGAUGCCCGAUGUCUUUCAAAUGUGAAUGAAUGUGCCAGUGAUCCCUGUCUAAAUGGUGGGUCUUGUUAUGAUGAUGUCAACAGAUUUAACUGCAAGUGCCCACCUGGGUAUACUGGCCACCGUUGUGAGCAUGAAAUUGACGAAUGCCAAUCAAAUCCUUGUCAACAUGGCGGUACUUGUCGUGAUGCUCUUAAUGCUUAUACUUGUAUAUGUCCAGCUGGAUACUCUGGACGGAACUGUGAAUCGAACAUUGAUGACUGCCUAAGUCGGCCUUGCAGGAAUGGUGGCACUUGUAUUGAUCUAGUAAAUUCAUACAAGUGUGUGUGUGAGCUUCCUCACACCGGGCAAAACUGUGAGGUGCGAAUGGAUCCAUGCUCACCCAACAAGUGUCGGCAUGAUGCUCGCUGUACACCUACAGCUAACUUCCUGGAUUUUACCUGUGAGUGUGAACUUGGCUACACGGGCCGUCUUUGUGAUGAGGACAUAAAUGAGUGCAAUGUAUCACCUUCACCCUGCAAAAAUGGUGCUACUUGCAAAAAUACCAAUGGAUCAUAUUCUUGUCAGUGUUCUAUUGGAUAUGAAGGCCGGCAGUGCACUAUUAACACAAAUGACUGUGCAAUACAGCCCUGCCUUAAUGGUGGUACAUGCCUUGAUGAAAUUGGAGAAUAUAGAUGUUUGUGUGUUGAUGGUUUUGGAGGAAUUAAUUGUGAAAGUGAUCUUAAUGAAUGCGCAUCAAACCCAUGCCAGAAUGGAGCCACUUGCAAUGACUAUGUAAAUUCUUACACCUGUAGUUGUCCUUUAGGGUUUUCGGGAACUAAUUGUGAAAUUAAUGAUGAAGACUGCACUGAAACUUCAUGUAUGAACAAUGGCAGCUGCAUUGAUGGUAUAAACAAUUAUACAUGCGAGUGUCUCUCGGGGUUUACUGGUUCUCAUUGUCAACAUCGAAUUAAUGAAUGCCACUCAAAUCCUUGCAAAAAUGGUGGUACUUGCAGUGAUCAUGUGGGAUUCUUUACGUGUCACUGUAAUUAUGGCUACACAGGACAACAGUGUGAACGUCUAGUAGAUUGGUGUUCUGCCUCACCCUGCUUUAAUAAUGGAGUAUGCAAUCAAACCGAGAACCGCUACAAGUGUGAAUGUCUAUCUGGUUGGACUGGUUUAUUAUGUGAUGUCGAGAUGGUGUCUUGUGCCACAGCUGCAGCUAGCAAACGUGUUAUUCCCUCAAAACUUUGUCUUCAUGAUGGCAAAUGUCAAGACAUUGGAAAUACCCAUCAAUGUAAGUGUGCUGUUGGCUAUACAGGCUCUUAUUGUCAGCACGAAAUUAAAGAAUGCGACUCCCAACCAUGCAUGAAUGGUGCAACAUGCAAUGACCAUAUAGGUACUUACUCUUGCUCAUGCCGCCCAGGGUUUCAAGGUCCAAAUUGUGAAUAUAAUGUUGAUGAUUGUAAACCAAACAACCCUUGUCAAAAUGGAGGUGUGUGUCACGAUCAAGUGAAUGGAUUCCAGUGCUCCUGUCCUCAUGGUACUCUCGGUAAACUGUGUGAGAUCAAUACCUAUGACUGUUAUGAAGGUGCAUGUCAUAAUGGUGGAAAGUGUAUAGAUAAGGUUGGUGGAUUUGAAUGUCACUGCAAACCCGGUUAUGUAGGUGCAAGAUGUGAAGGGGAUGUAAAUGAAUGUUUGUCUUUUCCAUGUGUGAGAGAAGGCACUGCAGAUUGUGUUCAGCUUGUAAAUGACUAUCGUUGCAACUGUCGUCCAGGAUUUAUGGGACGUCAUUGUGAAAGCAAGAGAGACUUUUGUGCUGAAUCUCCAUGCCAAAAUGGAGGAGUGUGCAGUAAUACAGAUAGAGACUAUUCUUGUCAUUGUCCAGAAGGAUUCACAGGUAAAUCAUGUGAGUUUCCAAGUGACAAUUGUGCUUCAAAUCCCUGUAAUCCAGGUGAAACAUGCAGGCCAUAUGAGAAAGGAAUUGAAUGUGUCCCAAAACGCCAUCGGUCUCAUCAGUGUACGCCAAACCCCUGCACACACAAUGGCAAAUGCCUUGAUCGAAUUACAUAUUAUGAAUGCCAGUGCCCACCACAUUGGAAUGGGAAAAGGUGCGAAAUGAAUGAUCCCACAUUUAAUGGUGGACUUGGUCAAGUUCCAGAUACAGCUGCCAUUACUAAUAUUACCUUUGAAAGAGAAAAAUGUGAACUUCAUCGCUGUCAUGAAAAGAAAAAUAAUUUGCGAUGUGACCCUGAAUGUGCAAGUAUUGCUUGUGAUUAUGAUGGCUAUGAAUGUUCUUUGGGUCGUAAUCCCUGGGCUUUCUGUCAAGCUGAUAUUGCUUGCUGGCAGGUUUUUGGAGAUGGAGUAUGUAACACACAGUGUAACAAUGCUGGAUGCCUCUUUGAUGGUUUGGAUUGUCGGAAACCUGUUGGAACCUGCAAUCCCAUUUAUGAUGCUUAUUGUGCUACAAAUUAUGAAAAUGGGCAUUGUGAUCAAGGUUGCAAUGUUGCAGAGUGUGGAUGGGAUGGGCUUGAUUGUGAAAAUGAACCACCAUCAAUAAUGUCAGAGGGACUACAAAUAGUUGUUGCAACUGAUGAAGCUGAUUUCCGGUCUGCCAAAAAGUCAUUUGUAAGAAAAUUAAGUAGUCUCUUAGGAAUACAUCUUGUUAUUAAACGUGAUCAGUCUGGUGUAGAAAUGAUCUACCCUUUUAAGGAAAAAGGUAUUCAGGGCCUUUUGGUGUACUUUGAAAUAGAUAAACGCCGAUGUGAAAAAGAAUCCCAAUGCUUUGAUAGCGUCACCGAUAUAGCAAAUUUCUUGGCUGCAAAUCAGCUUCGUUUAGGUAGUGAUGCAGGCAUUCCAAUUUCUGGAAUCUAUGAAAAUGGACCUCCAAACCCUCCACCUGGGUACACAUACAUUAUUGUUGGCAUUGUAUUUGCCUUAGUGUUAGUUGGAAUCAUCUUCAUGGUAGUUACAAAUAAUCGCAAGCGAUCACGAGGUAUAACCUGGUUUCCGGAAGGCUUCUUUCCUAAAUACAGCACUAGUUCAAGUGCAAGUGCUGAACCCACACGAAGAAAACCUGAUGGCCAAGAGAUGCGCAGUUUUAAUAAGGGGGCAUCUGUUCAUCACCUUGCUGACAUUGAUGAUGGGAUGAGCCGAGGUUUACCUAUGCCAGGCCCAUUAGGUGAUUGGUCCGAUGAUGAUAGUGAACACCCACCAAUUAAACGUUCUAGACAUGAAGCUGGUUAUUCUGAUCAAACUCAUCUCACUGACUACGAUGAUGCUAAUGAUCCUCGGGUUUGGACACAGCAGCAUCUCGAUGCUGCUGACAUUAAAAAUCCUGAUUUGCUGGCAUUAACUCCUCCCCAAAUAGAACCAGAAGAACAGCGUGGUAUUGCUGGAGAAGUGGAUCCUAAAGGACCCAUGGGUCUUACUCCACUAAUGAUUGCAUCAUUCCGUGGUGGUGGCUUGGAGAGUCACACUGAUGAAGAUGAUAAAGAUGGAUCAGCAGCAGUAAUUCAAGAACUCAUUGAACAAGGGGCCAAGUUGAAUGCUAAGAUGGAUCGCACAGGAGAAACCUCUCUUCACCUUGCAGCAAGGUAUGCAAGAGCAGAUGCUGCUAAAAGGCUAUUGGAUGCAAAGGCUGAUGCAAAUGCUCAGGAUGCAACAGGCCGUACACCUUUACAUGCUGCUGUUGCUGCUGAUGCUCAAGGAGUUUUCCAAAUACUGCUGCGAAACCGAUCAACAGACCUCAAUGCCAAAACAAAUGACGGGACAACUCCUCUAAUUCUUGCUGCACGUCUGGCCAUUGAAGGCAUGGUCGAGGACCUCAUAAAUGCUGAUGCUGACAUAAAUGCUGCUGAUGAUUCUGGCAAAACAGCUCUGCACUGGGCUGCUUCUGUUAAUAAUGUAGAAGCUGUCCAGAUACUUCUUGCUCAUGGUGCCAACCGUGAUGCCCAGAACAGCAGAGAUGAAACAUCAUUGUUCCUUGCUGCUAGAGAAGGAAGCUAUGAAGCUUGUAAAGUGCUGUUGGACCACUUUGCAAACAGAGAUGUAACAGAUAACAUGGAGAGGCUUCCUGAAGAUGUUGCUAAUGAGCGAUUGCAUCACGAUAUUGUCAGACUACUUCGUGAACAUCACCCACGCUCUCCACAAAUGGCACAAGUGGUUACUACAACUCACCUUGUGCCACAUCAGCAUAACCAACAAUCUCAAAAUUCAUUAAUGUCACAACAGAUGACUCCACAACCAGCUCAGCGGACUAAUACUCAGCCAAAAGCUAAAGCUCGACGGCCAAAGUCUUCAGUUAUGUCCCUUCCAGGGGGAUCCAUAAAUACUCCAGUAAGCCCUGAUGGUACGACAUCGAUUAAGCGUAGUUCCAGUGUUAAAAAGAAACGUGAACCUAAUGGGGUGCCCAGUGUGGAAUCCCAAACUCAGCCCUCACCUCUCAACUCUUUAGGUUCACCACAUGGAGUAUUUGAUGCUGCUUCAAGUCCUUUUGAAACAGGCUUAUUUACUGGUGGCAUGAGUGGACUGAACCCACAUUUUGCAGAGGUGGGAGUAACUCAGCCUCCACCAUAUGAAGAGUGUGUAAAGGGUGCAGUGUCAUUGAGUAAUCUUCCACACAUUGACCAUGAUAAUAAUCCCUUCAGCUAUUCAAAUAUGAUGGGAACUCAUCAACACCAGCACCAACAAGGUCAUGUGAUUCACCAACGACAGCAGUCGAUGCCAGCUUCUUUCUCUCCUCAGAGUCAGACUAUGUCUCCACCACACCACAUGACUCCACCUCACUCAUCUCCACAACAUGUGCAGUCACCACAUACAUCAAGCCUUGUAACCUCUCCAGGCAAAAUGCGGCCUGCUUUACCCACUUCUCCCACACACAUGGCUGCAUUAAGGCAUGCAACAGCUACUUCGGGAUUUGAAUUCCCAACUGGAAGUGCUACUGCAUAUAGUCUGCAAGGUCAGCAGCAGCAACAUCAAGGAAGUAGUGGGUUUUAUCCACAUUUCCCAACCCCACCAUCACAACACUCAGGAGUUGAGGCAACACCACAGCAUAGUGUUGCUCCAACUACGCAUGAUGCAUUUCCUACACCAUCCCCAGAGUCCCCAGGCCAGUGGUCCUCUGCAUCACCUCGAAGCCAGAGUGAUUGGUCUGAAGGAGUAAGGUCUCCGCUGGGCCCUCCAGGGAUACCCCCUCAUCAUCAGAUUUUCCCUGGGGGACAGCAUCAGCAUCAGCAGCAACAGCAGCAGCAACAGCAACAGCAGCAGCAACAGCAGCAGCAACAGCAGCAACAGCAGCAACAGCAGCAGCAGCAACAACAGCAGCAGCAGCAGCAACAGCAGCAGGGCCCUCCACAACCUCUUGGACUACCUUCACAGGGCUCUAUCUACAUUUAGAUCCUGAAAUCUAUUUUGUGCCAAUAGUCCUUCUGUGUACAGUGCUGCAUGUACCAUAUCUGCCUGGACUAAUUUUGUCCUGCUCUGUAAAUAAUGCGCUAAUAACUAUCCUGCUGUACUUAGUGUUCAAAUGAGUACAAUCAACUAUAUAUGGACCUUCAUUUAUUGUUGGCCAAGUAAAAUACGGCAUGGACCGUUGUGUACAGUGUUCACGAGGAACAGUUUGCAAUAUAGUUGUAGUGGUGAAAUAAAGGAGUGUCUUUCAUGGGUUGCUCUGUGAUAGCUGUGCUCAUUAGCGGCAUCCUGAGCACAAUUGUGCAUUCUAAAUUAGUAUGGUUGUCAAACUUAAAGAGUUGGCAUUCAUUUGACUUUUUAUUUUCGGCAUUAUGAACUUUUCACAUUAUGGGAGUAUAAGGGAGCCCUCUUGUGCACAUAACUUAUCACGGUGGCUCUCAUCAGAUUAGACAGUGUUCAUUAUCCGUGACCAUGUUAAAUGUGAUACGUUGUUUAGUAUGUGAAUUUUAUGACCAUGUCUUCAUUUAAUUUGUUUAUUAGCUAAACGCUAUGUCAGUAGUAGCAUAGGACUUUGAAACCCGAUCUCUUUAGGAUAUUUUAAAUUAUAUUUUUGUUUUCAUUUCCUUAUGAACAAAAGAUAUUUGAAAUUGAUCAUUUUUAAAAUUCAGUUUAUAUAUAUUUUAUGUUUAAUUAUAUAAGACAUGAAUAAAUGUAAACCAACUUAAAGGGUGCUUUGUUUUGGAAAAAGUGCCUGUUGUAAAUUACUACUCACUACUUGUUUUCAGUAUUUGUAAGAAUUUGUUAAAGAAUGUCAUUUGCAGUGUGGGCAAUCCAGGACUAAAGCGACAACCUUUACAUACAAAUAUAUAUCUAUAUCUAUAUACAAAUACACACACACACACAUACAUAUAUUCAGUAUAUAAUAUCAACAUGCAUAGAUAAAAGUAAAUGAAUUGCAUUUAUGUAAAAGAAUUUCUCAAUUUUAAUGCAUUAAUACUCUCAAUAAUGGUCAACAAUGCCCACACAUGCAAAGCCCAUACCUCUGGGUCUUUGAAUGCAUGGUGUAUGAAUGCAAGCAUUAUGUCAGAAUGAGGAUGCAAGUAAAAUAUGCAAAUAAAUACUUGAUUUUGUA
Messenger RNA from Procambarus clarkii (red swamp crayfish), 8806 nucleotides. It is a transcript of the gene N, whose product is annotated as neurogenic locus Notch protein. Gene Ontology annotation, molecular function: Notch binding; calcium ion binding. Gene Ontology annotation, biological process: Notch signaling pathway; multicellular organism development; cell differentiation. NCBI's taxonomy places the organism in Eukaryota, Metazoa, Arthropoda, Malacostraca, Decapoda, Cambaridae. The record is from RefSeq and is a predicted model, not a curated record. Gene Ontology annotation, cellular component: membrane.